AUGGCUCCAUCAAUCCCCACCACCAUGAACGCCGUCGACAUCCACGGCGGCAAAGGCGGCAUCGACGCCCUGUACAUCAACGACCAAACCGCCGUGCCCAAACCCACCGCCACGCAGGCCCUCGUCAAGGUCAAAGCCUUCGGUCUUAACCGCAUGGACCUCUUGCAGCGUGAGGGCAUGUACCCGCUGCCGCCGCAGGCCCCCUCUACGCUGGGUGUCGAGUUCUCUGGAACGAUCGUUUCGUUUGGGAGUUCGGAGCACGAGCGGGGUUUCAAGGAGGGCGACGCGGUUUUCGGGCUGGCUUAUGGCGGCGCUUAUGCUGAGUACAUCGCCGUCUCCACGCACAUGCUCCUCCACAAACCCGACGAACUCAGCUUCGAAGCCGCCGCCGGCAUCCCCGAAACCUGGAUCACCGCGACGCAAGCCCUCUUCAUGAUCGGCGGCCUCUCGGACCCCAUCGGCUCCAAGACCGUCCAAGACAAGCGCGUCCUCUGGCACGCGGGCGCCAGCGGCGUCUCCCUCUCCGGCAUCCAGCUCUGCCGCGCCGAGGGCGUCAAGGAAGUCCUGGUCACCACGUCGUCGCAGGACAAAAUCGAUUUCGCGAAGUCCUACGGCGCGGAUGCCGGGUUCAGCUACAAGGACGCGAGCAAGCCCUGGGAUCAGGCCGUGCUGGAGCACACUGGCGGCGAGGGCGUGGAUCUGAUCAUCGAUUUCGUCGGCGCGCCCUACUUCGACGGGAACCUCAAUGCCGCGGCGCUGAACGGCCGCAUCGUCAGUCUCGGCACCAUGGGCGGCGCCAAGGUCGACGUUCCGGGCGGGAUCGAUAUCGGCAGGUUCCUCCGCAAGAGGUUGCGCUUCGAGGGCAGCACGCUGCGGGCCAGGGACGAGGCGUAUCAGGGCAAGUUGAGGGACAUCUUGGCCGAGCACGCGCUGCCGAAGUUCAGGGAUGGGAGCUUUAGGGUGCCGGUGGAGAAGGUGUUUGAUUGGAAGGAGGUGCAGGAGGCGCAUCGGAUGUUGGAGAGGAAUGUGAGCAUGGGGAAGAUCAUUUGUCGCGUUGAGUGA
Cyphellophora europaea CBS 101466 is the source of this 1062-nucleotide messenger RNA. RefSeq lists its product as uncharacterized. Gene Ontology annotation, molecular function: oxidoreductase activity. The coding region runs from base 1 to 1062 and encodes 353 amino acids. NCBI's taxonomy places the organism in Eukaryota, Fungi, Ascomycota, Eurotiomycetes, Chaetothyriales, Cyphellophoraceae. The transcript is spliced from 2 exons. The record is from RefSeq and is a predicted model, not a curated record.